Bicyclus anynana (squinting bush brown) is the source of this 2526-nucleotide messenger RNA. RefSeq lists its product as uncharacterized. The coding region runs from base 71 to 1627 and encodes 518 amino acids. Lineage: Eukaryota; Metazoa; Arthropoda; Insecta; Lepidoptera; Nymphalidae. The record is from RefSeq and is a predicted model, not a curated record. The transcript has 3 exons.
AGAUUAUGAUAAGUGAAGAUGUAUAAAAGGAUGGUAAUUGUGUUCACGGUUAGUUAGUGAAUACACAGCCAUGAGGCCAGUCUUAUUAAUAUUUGGGAUUUUGUUGGGACUCGCCAACGCAAAUGUAAGAGUUCGUAGAGGAUACGGCGGCGGAGGCGGAGGCGGUGGCGGAGGUGGAUUUGGCUUCGGAGGUGGCGGCGGAUAUGGAUACGGAGGAGGUGGUGGUGGCGGCACUGGAGGUGGCUUCGGAGGUGGCCUGGAAGGAGGCUUUGACGCCAUCCGCGAAGGAGUCAAUGGAAUUAUUGGCAAAGUCUCUUCUGGAUUCAGCCAUCUUGGAGCCGGAUUCAGCGCAAGCGGUGGACUCGGAGGUGGCUCUGGAGGUGGUCUCGGAGGUGGCUCUGGAGGUGGCCUCGGAGGUGGCAGUGGCGGCGGUCUCGGAGGUGGCAACGAGAAAGUGAUUUAUACGAAAUCAAACGAUGGAAAGUCGGGUGGUUUCGCUUUCACUGGAACGACUGGGAAUGGUGGUUAUGGAGGCGGCGGUGGUUACAGUGGCGGCGGAGGCGGGAGCGGUUACGGUGGCGGUAGCGGCUUCGGAGGUGGUGCCGGCGGCGGUAAAGGAGGCAGUGGUGGAUACGGAGGUGGCGGCCUAGGCGGCGGAUCUGGUGAAUUCGGAGGUGGUCAUGGCGGAUCUGGCGGAUUUGGAGGAAGUGGUGGACUUGGCGGUGGCUCGGGAGGAGGACUUGGCGGUGGCUCGGGAGGUGGACUUGGCGGUGGCUCGGGAGGUGGACUUGGCGGUGGUCACGGUGGUGGCAACGGCGGAGGCCAUAGUGGUGGCACCGGCGGAUACGGCGGCGGUAGCAGUGGAUCUGGUGGGCUUGGAUUUGGAGGCUCAAUUGGUUUUGGAGGCGGUUCUGGCGGCGGACUUGGAGGUGGAUCUGGUGGGGGCAACGGAGGCGGCCAUGGAGCAUCUGGUGGUCUCGUCAGUGGAAGCGGUGGUUCUGGAGGGUAUGGCGGUGGAGCUGGCCUGGGCGGAGGCUCUGGCAGCGGUCUAGGCGGUGGUCAUGGAGGGUCUGGUGGUUUUGGAGGUGGAAAUGGUGGAUCAGGGCAUGGAGGCGGUAACGGCGGUGGUCUCGGGGGUGGAUCUGGAGGUGGUCUGGGGGGUGGAUCUGGAGGUAGUCACGGUGGUUCUGGAGGAUUUGGCGGAGGCAGUGGAGGUACCGGCGGUGGUUUUGGAGGCUCUGGCGGCUUUGGAGGCAACGGCGGUGGUCUUGGUGGGGGAUCCGGAGGUGGCUUUGGCGGAGGCUCUGGAGGCGGUCUUGGCGGUGGUCAUGGUGGAUCUGCUGGAAUAGGCGGCGGUGGGAGCGGUGGAUAUGGUGGAUUAGGUGGUUUUGGCGGUAGCUUGAGUGGUGGACUUGGUGGAGGACAUGGAGGUGUUGGAAGCCUCGGCGGAGGUCACGGUGGUUCCAAUGGAGGCUCUGGUGGUUACGGCGGCGGUGGUUCUGGUGGAUGCGGAUCCGGAUCUUGUGGAGGGUGCGGGUCUGGCUCGUGCGGCGGUCAGGGGGGAGCAUUCGUGUCCGCUAAGGCUUCAGCGACCGCUUCUGCCAGUGCUGGUAGUUAUGGCAAAUAACUAAACCUUAUUAGAAGCAUAACUAUGCCAUAAAACCUGAAUUUAAGUACAUGAAAACAAAAUUUGUAAUAUCAGUAAAAAAAUCUUGAUAUAUCGUGCUGCAGUUAAAUUAACUGAAAAUACUAAAUAUUUAUACUAAUAUUCAUACUCUAGAUUUGCGCUUGCUAAAAAAAACUGACUUUUUACAUUUGUAUCUUAAGAUCUACUUAUACUGACUGUAUCUACUUAGAUCAAUGUCAUCUAUAAAAGUGUUAAUAACUGUAUUAAUUAAAACGAGUACAUACUUACGCUAUUAACUCUAGAUUCAGAAUUGAUACAAUUUGUUGGAUUCAUUCAAUAAAAUUGACCUCUUAUAAGAUAAGACGUACAGUCAUUUAGAAAAUUUCAACUAAAAUCUGGCCAAUUUUGCUUUGAAAGUUUUAUUGGUAAAGAAAAUUAUACAUAAAGGCCUUUAAAAAUAGUCCAAUAUUCAAUAAAAUCCCAAAUUCAGGGAAAAUUCAACCUUGAGUUUAAGGUUGAAUUUGCUAAUGCGACUACUUGAAUUGAGUGCCAAGAAGUUGUGUUUGGCACUCAUUGAGUUUUAGUCGCUGAUUGUGCAUCCGUUUUUUAAUAGGAGAUCGAUGAAUACAUUACAUAAAACGAUCAUUUGUCAACUGUCACGUAUUUAUUAUUGUUUGCAAUGUAUAAUUAUAAUAAUACAUUCAAUGCCGCUUAAUCCAUUUACGUAAUGAUUAUAUAUUUUUUUUGUCUAUUGAUCGAUGUGAUAAAAACUCGCUAACUGAGAUUAUAAUUAAGAAUGGACAACGUCUCGUGAGAUUUCUGUGAUUGUAUUGUUUACGAUAGUAAAUUACUGUUUUAUUUUUAAGUUUGAAGUAUUGAAUAUAAGUUUUAUAGCAAAU